Molecule: messenger RNA, 1135 nt
Organism: Caenorhabditis elegans
Lineage: Eukaryota; Metazoa; Nematoda; Chromadorea; Rhabditida; Rhabditidae
Gene: lias-1
Product: Lipoyl synthase, mitochondrial
Exons: 5
Coding region: 2-1066 (354 amino acids)
Biological process (GO): lipoate biosynthetic process; protein lipoylation
Cellular component (GO): mitochondrion
Molecular function (GO): lipoate synthase activity; catalytic activity; 4 iron, 4 sulfur cluster binding
Source: RefSeq, marked reviewed
CAUGCUAGCUCGGGUAUGGGUCCGUGGACUUGCAGCCACAAAGAAAAAACCGCAAGUUCUCGUCAAAGAUGGACCAUCGCUUCAGGAUUUUAUUUCAUCAGCAUCCGUGGCAGAGGCUGUUGAGAAGUACGAAGGAAAACUGAAGCUGGAGAAAGGGGACAGACGUUUGCGACUUCCACCAUGGCUCAAGAAAGAAAAGAUUCUUCCAUCGGAAAACGAAAAUGUCAGUCGUCUAAAAAAGCAGUUGAAACAUCUCAAACUAGCGACUGUUUGUCAGGAAGCACGGUGCCCAAAUCUUGGAGAAUGCUGGGGAGGAUCAGAUGACAGUCUAGCAACAGCGACAAUCAUGUUGAUGGGAGAUACCUGCACUCGGGGUUGUAAAUUCUGUUCGGUCAAAACUGCUCGAGCUCCUCCACCAUUGGAUCCUAUGGAACCGGAAAAUACGUCGACCGCCGUUGCUUCAUGGGGUGUCGAAUACAUUGUUUUAACAUCAGUUGACAGGGAUGAUUUGCCAGACGGUGGAGCCGAUCAUCUUCGCAAGACAGUACAGCUGAUGAAGCUCAAGAAGCCUGAACUUCUCAUCGAAUGCUUAUUGCCCGAUUUCGCUGGAGAUAAGAUCAGUGUGGAGAAAAUGGCUACCAGUGGACUCGAUGUAUAUGCACAUAACAUUGAAACGGUUGAAAGACUGACUCCAUGGGUCAGAGAUCCACGAGCUAAAUAUCGGCAGUCUUUGGACGCUCUUCGAUACGCAAAGGAAGUCAGCCCAAAGCUAAUCACGAAGACAUCGAUUAUGCUAGGACUGGGCGAAGCUGAAGACGAGAUAAAGCAGUGCUUGGCCGAUCUUCGAGCUAGCAAUGUUGACGUUGUCACUUUCGGUCAAUACAUGCAGCCGACAAAACGUCAUUUGCUUGUCAAAGAAUGGGUGACCCCCGAGAAAUUCGACCAGUGGGCAGAAUAUUCGAAAAAACUGGGAUUCCUUUACGUUGCAUCUGGCCCUCUUGUUCGCUCUUCGUACAAAGCCGGAGAAUUCUAUUUGAAAAAUGUGUUGAGAAAUAGACAAAAUUAAGAUUACUGAAAUAUGUAAAUAUUAGAAGAAUUUGUGCGGGAUUCUUGCCAAAUAAAUUCUCGAAAUAGU